Molecule: messenger RNA, 459 nt
Organism: Gloeophyllum trabeum ATCC 11539
Lineage: Eukaryota; Fungi; Basidiomycota; Agaricomycetes; Gloeophyllales; Gloeophyllaceae
Exons: 1
Source: RefSeq, a predicted model, not a curated record
GCAGCAAUGUCACUCCAAGCUGGUGCUCUCUACAUCAUCAUCUUUGACAGGGGCGUACCAGACAGUUUCCACUGGGGACUCUAUCACCACACGUCUAGCGAUCGAGGUAUCAAGUACCAUAUCAAACAGAUGGGAUCAUCCUGGAUCGCUGACCAUGGUGAGACGGGCGGCGCAACAAAGUCCAUUUACCUCAUCGGCUUUCUUCGCAUCGCACAAGUGCCCGCCGACAAAGUGGGUGACGUUAACCACAUCAUCACGAACGUGCCCUACACUUCCGUUCCGGGCCUCGACUGUGUGACGUGGACGAUGGAGAGCAUCCGGCGUCUUGUCAACGCAGGCUUCGUGCGCUGCAGCAAACUUGCCGAGUUACAAGACGAAGUUCAAGCGUUCGCAGUUGCUGAGCAUGAAAAUGCCGAACAGAACAAGCAGCCCCGGCCGAUUCAGGAUUCGCGUCUCUGU